Molecule: messenger RNA, 694 nt
Organism: Eubalaena glacialis (North Atlantic right whale)
Lineage: Eukaryota; Metazoa; Chordata; Mammalia; Artiodactyla; Balaenidae
Gene: RHOH
Product: ras homolog family member H
Exons: 1
Coding region: 1-576 (191 amino acids)
Biological process (GO): small GTPase-mediated signal transduction
Molecular function (GO): GTPase activity; GTP binding
Source: RefSeq, a predicted model, not a curated record
AUGCUGAGUUCCAUCAAGUGUGUGUUGGUGGGAGACUCUGCUGUGGGGAAAACCUCUCUGUUAGUGCGCUUCACCUCAGAGACCUUCCCAGAGGCCUACAAGCCCACAGUGUAUGAAAAUACAGGUGUAGACGUCUUCAUGGAUGGCAUCCAGAUCAGCCUGGGCCUCUGGGACACAGCUGGCAAUGAUGCCUUCAGGAGUAUCCGCCCUCUGUCCUACCAGCAGGCAGACGUGGUGCUGAUGUGCUACUCCGUGGCCAACCAUAACUCCUUCCUGAACCUGAAGAACAAGUGGAUCGGUGAAGUCAGGAGCAACCUGCCCUGCACCCCCGUGCUGGUGGUGGCCACCCAGACUGACCAGCGGGAGGUGGGGCCCCACAGGGCUUCCUGCGUCAACGCCAUAGAAGGAAAGAGACUGGCCCAGGAGGUGAGAGCCAAGGGCUACCUGGAGUGCUCAGCCCUCAGCAACCGGGGGGUACAGCAGGUAUUUGAGUGUGCCGUCCGGACUGCCAUCAACCAGGCCAGGAGACGCAACAGAAGGAGGUUCUUCUCCGUUAACGAGUGCAAGAUCCUCUAAACCCCAAAGACUCCACCCAGCAGUCACUUACCGCAAAGACUAACUGGGACAGGGAGAGCAGGCAAGCCAGCAAGGGUCGAUGCGCCUUCUGGGCACGCCCUGAGCAGCCUGAAACAGC